Erythranthe guttata (spotted monkey flower) is the source of this 1036-nucleotide messenger RNA. Its product is annotated as Acyl-CoA N-acyltransferases (NAT) superfamily protein. The record is from RefSeq and is a predicted model, not a curated record. Gene Ontology annotation, biological process: mitotic sister chromatid cohesion. Gene Ontology annotation, cellular component: NatA complex. Gene Ontology annotation, molecular function: N-acetyltransferase activity. Lineage: Eukaryota; Viridiplantae; Streptophyta; Magnoliopsida; Lamiales; Phrymaceae.
UUCAUAAUGUCACACUGCUACUUCCAGCUCUUCACUAAUAUAUAUAAUUAUAAAUAAAAUUAAAAUUAAUGUACAAAUACAUUUGAAAAAGUUAAGGUGAGAAAAUGGCUCAUCUGCAUUGCAGCAAAUCCAUAGUUAUUGAAGUUCCAAGAAUCCAAUUUUAUUCCGAUGUGGGAUUCACAAUUCAAUCGAGAACACGAUUGAAGAACACCAACAACAACAACACUAGAGGGCUUGUGCACUGCUGCACUUCUUCGACAUCAACAACUCCUAAUCGGAAUAUCGAAUCGGACGACGGAAUAUUCCAAAACAAGAAGCUGCAGUUCGGUUAUCUCGUUAGUGGUGAUGAUGAUGCCGCCAGCUGGCAAGUGAGGAGAAUGGCCGAGGAAGAAGAUGAAAUGACGAGAGUAGCCGAUGUUCAAGCCGAAGCUUUUCACGAGCCCGUUUUUUUGUUCGAUGACAUGUUCUUCGAUUUCUUCAAGGCUGAAGUGCUGGCAGGCCUACUUUACAAGCUAAGGAACUCACCUCCAGACAGGUAUGCAUGUUUGGUAGCAGAGCAAAGAAGUGAACUUCUAGAAGAAACAGAGCAAGAGCUUGUAGGGGUAGUUGAUGUCACAGUUAUGAGGGAAGAUUCUGUUCUUCAGCAUCUUCCAGGGGCACAAGAGUAUCUUUAUGUCUCCGGAAUCGCCGUUCUGAACAAAUUCAGGAGGCAAAAAGUGGCGACUGCGUUGCUGAAAGCUUGUGACGCACUCUCUACGAUAUGGGGUUUCGAUUAUCUUGUACUUAGAGCUUACGAAGAUGAUUACGGCGCUCGAAAGCUGUAUUCGAACGCUGGUUAUAGAGUUGUUUCUGGAGAUCCUCCGUGGCUGACUAGCUGGAUCGGACGAAGGAGACGAAUUGUCAUGGUUAAAGGGUCUUAUAUACAAUAAUGAAUCUUAUUACAAACUCUUAUAUAUUCAUCGAAACUGUGAAUUGAUCAAAUAGUAAAGCAAUAAAUUUUGAUGUUCCCUCUCGAUCGAUCGAUAAUAAUGUUUUU